Molecule: messenger RNA, 5193 nt
Organism: Entamoeba invadens IP1
Lineage: Eukaryota; Evosea; Mastigamoebida; Endamoebidae
Product: protein serine/threonine kinase, putative
Exons: 2
Coding region: 1-5193 (1730 amino acids)
Biological process (GO): protein phosphorylation
Molecular function (GO): protein kinase activity; ATP binding
Source: RefSeq, a predicted model, not a curated record
AUGUAUAUAUUUGUUUUUAGAAAAUUGAAAUUGUGUAAAUUUCAGAACAAAAUUGUAUGUGUCUCACCUACAAUGGAGUGUCCUUUAAAUUAUCAAUGGAGUUUAAUUGGUGACAUUUUAAAACUACAACAACAUAUCAAGAACGAAAAAACAACAAAUGGGUGUGAUCUUUUUGCCACAUUUUCUCCGAAUAAUUCGUCUCAUAAAACAUUUAACCGAAAUUUUUCAAAAACAACAAAAAAAUUAGAAUAUUUUGAAAAACAUGAUUUGUUUUUAAAAAGAAACCAGACUAAAAAUGUUUCAAAAGGGUUUUACUGUGGGAAUUACCCAAAUUGUGCUUCUUGCACAUCAACAAAUGGUGUUUCUUAUUGUAAUCAGUGUAUAGAUGGGUUCUAUAAGAGUGAUACAUAUUCUUGCUCGCAGUGUUAUUUUGGUUGUGCGACUUGUACAGGAAGUGGAUACGGGCAAUGUACAUCAUGUGUGACAACUGGUUUUAUAUUAGCUUAUUCGUCGUGUAAUGCAUGUGGUGUCGGUUGUGCGUAUUGUACAUUUAACCAAAAUGGGUAUUGCCAAACUUGUUUAAAUGGAUAUUAUUUAUCGGAUUAUCACUGCAAAAAGUGUAUUUCUGGGUGUGCCUCGUGUAAUAAUGACACAAUUGGACCAUGUAAUACUUGUAUUUCUGGUUAUUAUUUAGAGGGUUCCACAUGUUAUAAAUGUUACAUUGGAUGUUUAAGUUGCACUUCUGGCAAAAACGGAUAUUGUACAUCAUGUAUGAAAGGGUAUUAUAAAACUGGUGGAUAUUGUUAUGCGUGUUACACUGGGUGCCUGACAUGCACAGGUCCAUCAAACGGAUUUUGUAAUACUUGUGCCAAAGGUUAUUACUUGACAUAUGCCAGUUGUUUGAAGUGUAUAGAGGGGUGUUUAGAUUGUACCAAUUAUGAAGAAGGAAGUUGUCAAAGUUGUGAGGAUGGGUAUUUUUUAAGCGAAGGGAAAUGUGUUCGGUGUUACACGGGAUGUAGUACCUGUAACAACACAAACAAUGGAAGUUGUUUUUCGUGUGUGACACCUGGAUACUUUUUAAGUGGGUUUUCAUGUGUUCAAUGCAGUGAAGGGUGUGCUACUUGCAGAGAAAAUGGAGAGGAUUGUGUUACCUGUUUAAGUGGGUAUUAUUUAACGACAAAUAAAUGUAAUAAAUGUCCUAAUGGGUGCGAGACGUGUAUAAGUGGGUUUCCGGCUUUACAAUGUACAACUUGUUUUGAUGGGUAUUAUCGAAGUGGUAAUUCGUGUUUUGCAUGUUUAGAAGGGUGUCAAAUAUGUUCAUCAAGAUCGAAUUGUUAUUCGUGUAUAAAUGGAUAUUCAUUGUAUGGAACUACAUGCCACCAAUGUUACGAUGUGUGUACAACAUGCAACAAUUCUGUAUUAAAUGGAUAUUGUAAUAGUUGUGUAUCUAUCGGGUAUUAUUAUGAUAAUUAUUUUUGUAAAGAUUGUUCUAAUAAUUGUCGAACGUGUGAAGGUAGUUCUUCAAAUUGCACUUCGUGUGAAGAUGGGACUUUUUACUUGAAAGACAACAAAUGUUUAAAAUGCAACAAUUGUGGCAAUGGAAAUUGCCAUCAACACGGGUGCACCAAAUGUACAAACGUCAAUUAUUAUAUCAAUGGAUACGAUUGUAUUAAAUGUGAUGAAUCAUGCCAAAUGUGUGAUGGUGGUUUGAGCACCAAUUGCCUGUCGUGUAAAAUUGGGUUUUAUUCGGAUAACAAACAAUGUAAAACGUGUGAUAGUAAUUGUAAUAGUAACAGUUGUGACACAGUUAAUGGAUGUACUUCAUGCAAAGAAAACUACUUUGCGUUCAAUAAGACGUGCCACCCAUGUUCUGAUAUUUCAAAUUGUUUGAGGUGCAGCCCAAAACACAAAGAAUGCACAACAUGCUCACCACCUUUUGAAAUAAAAGACGGUGUUUGUGUAUGCAAGAUGGGUUACUACUUAAGUUCAGAAAAUACGUGUACACCUUGUUACGAUAAUACUGAAUAUGGUAAUUGCAAAAUGUGUCACUCGCAUGAUGAAACAGAUUUUAAAGAAGUCUGUGAUGUGUGUUACCCACCUUUUGCUCUAAACACUAACACUUCAUUGUGUUCUCGAUGUUUAAAAGGUACAUAUUAUGAUAAUAAUCAAUGUAUUAAUGAAGUUGGUAAUUGUCUUGCACGAGUAAACACCACAACAUGUGUCAUAUGUGAUGAAAAUUAUUACCUUCAAAACUCAAUUUGUGUAUCAAAAUCACUUGAUUCAAAGUGUAUUUCAAAGGGUAAAAUUGUGUGUGAAGACUGUGAAGGUGGUAUUUCUGUAAAACGAAAUUGUACUAAUGAAAUAAACAACUGUAAGUAUUAUUACAAUAACAAUUUAAAAAGUGUCAAAAAGUGUUUGAAUUGUGAUGACAACAACUUAUAUAUAAGUGAUGGCAGUUGCGUUACUUUUUAUAUGAAAGAUGAUUUGUACUUAAAAAAUAAUGUGUAUUAUCGUUGUGAAGCAGAUCAGUUUCUUGACCAGAAUAUGAAGUGCAAUUUGUGUUCAACAAGUGCAAAUGAUUUAUUUGAGAAAUGCAUAUUGCUCAACGAAAAUGGCGAAUUUACAAACAAAGUGAUUCAGUGUAUAGAAAACAGUGCUUUGAAUUACAACGAAAAUACCUGUUUCGUUGAAGAUAAAUGUGUGAAGUACUCCUCUGGUGAUUGUGUACAAUGCACAAAUACAUCUCAUUAUAUAACACAACACAAUUAUUGUGUAUUGAGUGAAAUACCAAAUUGUAUAAAAUAUAACAAUGUGAAUUGUGUUGAAUGCACAAAAGGAAAUCUGCUUUCCAAUGGAAGUUGCAAAGAAACGACUUCUUUCAAUUGCGAAAAAGCAAAUCAAGUGUCGUGUACAAAAUGCCUUCCUUCAUUUUAUAGAGAAGAAACCGUUUAUUGUUCUCCAACAACAAAUAACUCCAAAUACAUCACAAAGUCACAAGACAAUCAAAUGACAAUCAGAGAAUGUUCAAAUAACUACACUUUGUAUGAUAACACGUGCUCCACUCAAAAUGAAAAAUCAGUGUUAAAAGAAUAUACUCAAAACGUGUGUAAAACAACAUCAACAAAAGGCUGUUUGAGGUGUUCUGAUGGGUAUUACUUGACUGAAACCAACUUGUGUCUUUCAUGUCAAAAUUCAGAGUCUGAAUGCUUGACAUGUAAAAGCUCGACACACUGCCUCACUUGUAAUUUAACAACAUCAUUUCUCAAUGCAAAUAACAAGUGCGAGCAAACAACUGAAUUGUCGAAGCGAUGCCAACAGAUGAUGCCGACAAACACUGGUUGUGCAAUAUGUAAAAAUAAUUAUUUCAAAUAUAACAACGAUUGCCUUGAUUGUGACGGAUCGUGUGAGACUUGUAUUGAUACCACAAAGUGUUUAUCUUGCAAACCUGAUUACUACCAAAUUGUCAGUGAGUCGUAUCUAUGCCAGAAGUACAGCACUUUAUAUAACUGUACUGUAAAGACUCAAAUUGGGUGUGUUGGGUGUGAAGACGGAUUUUAUUUGGGAACUGCAAUAUUACGAUGUUACAAAUGUUCAAACAACUGUUUGAAAUGUUUUUCUGAUGAUUUUUGUACAACUUGUGAUAAUGAUUUUAUCCUCAAAAAUGGUGUGUGUCAGCCACUCGAUACAGUCAUUUAUUGUGUUUCUGCAACAAACAACUUUUGUGUGAAAUGUGAUAUCAAACACAAAAUAUCUAAUGACGGACUUUCAUGUUUGGAAGACAACAAAUACUUCUUGAAAAUCGGUCUACCUGUUAUAGUUAUUAUAAUAGUUUUAAUUAUUAUAAUUAUAGUAAUAGCUACUGUUGUCAUCUAUCUUAUUCUCCAACACAAAAAGAAGAAAGAAGAGAUGAAAACAGUCUGUAUAUUUAACAUGAAUAAGUCAAACAUUUCGUUCAAUGAAAUGUCGUCUAAAUUAGUUUCGAAUUUGAAUGAAAUUGAAUUUGAGAGUGACACAAAUUGUGGAAUUGCAAAUACUGAUAUUCCAGUAGACAGCGAGACGCGUGCAUUGCUGUGUAUUGGUAACAUUUCUAAAAACAAGCAAAAAAUACAAUUUAGUGUUAUUGAAGGUUGCGAGUUGUAUUCUAUUCGAACAGUACCAUCCCUUGUAACACUAAAGAAUAACGAGGCGUGCGAAUUCGAAGUCUUUUUGAAGCCAAAUUGCACAUGUCAAAUCGAAGAUGAAAUUCUGUGUAUCUCACUUGAUAUCAAAAAAGGCGAACAAACGACAAAUAAAAUCAAAAUUAAAGCAAAAACCAUUUUAACGACUAAAUUGAACAAUUCCGAGUUGUUAGAAAAUGUCAAACUUGGCGAAGGAAGUUUUGGGAUUGUUUACAAAGGGACUUUUAGAGGACAAGAUGUUGCCAUUAAACGACUUAAAAGUGUCACAGAAGAUAAUAAGUCGAUGGAAGAAUUUGAAAAGGAAGUUUCUAUGUUGGACAAAUUCAGAAGUGAGUACAUCGUCCACUUUUAUGGCGCCGUCUUUAUACCAAAGAAAAUCUGUUUGGUCACCGAAUUUGCGAAAUAUGGGAGUUUACAUGAUCUAAUGAAAAUAUCUCAGAACGGCUCAAAAAGUACGUCAAAAAGGGAAUUGAAUACUGAUAUAAAUAACAACAAACCCGAUAUCACAAUAUUAAGAAAAUUCAUGUUGGAUAUGGCAAAGGGAAUAUCUUAUUUACAUAACAAUGGUAUUGUACAUCGAGAUAUUAAACCAGACAAUUUACUUGUGUUUUCACUUGAAAUGAAUGACGAAAUUAACUCGAAGUUGACUGAUUUUGGAAGUGCAAGAAACAUUAAUAUGAUGAUGACUAAUAUGACAUUCACGAAAGGUAUUGGGACACCAAAGUACAUGGCACCUGAAGUGCUAAAUCGAGAGAAGUACAAAAUGCCGUCAGACAUAUACUCAUUCGCUAUUACGAUGUAUGAAACAUUUAAUUGGGGAGAUGCAUAUCCUAAAAAUAAAUUUCAAUAUGCCUGGAGCAUCGCAGACUUUGUUACAAGCGGAAAACAUCUGGAAAAGAAUCAGAAUAUUGGGAAUGAAGAAUUUGAUAUAAUAGAAAAGAUGUGGUGUACAGACCCACAUAACAGAGUUGAGAUUGAUCAAAUUAUCAAUGCUAUUAACCAUAUUAUUCAGUAA